GUGUGUGAGGGUGUGGGAGCGACACUGUCUUGUUCUGCUGCUACAAGAUGAACACCCACACCUUGCUGCUGCUGCUUGUGGCCACCGUCGCCGCCCACGCCAGAGGGGCGCCGAGGGCUUGGGAGACCCAGAUCCGCUGCUACGCCUCCGCCAACCAACAAGGCGAGUGGUACGACUUCAAUGAGGACAUAUCCAACCUGGCCACCGUCAACUUCGACAACACCAUCGAGAGUAUCAAAGUUACUGGCAUGUGGAUGCUCUACCAGGAAACAGACUACAACACCUACAGCUCCGGUUAUGUUUACUGGAUAGACGGCAUCGACUACACCGGUGACGUUCCCUCUGAAUACACCAACAUGGCUUCGUCUCUGAGAUACGCCGGCAGCCCCUUCCAGCUCAACGAAGACUGCUGGACAAUAUACGCAGGAGAGGGCUUCACCGAGGAAGGUCUGUAUGGCAAUACUGAUGCUGGCAACCUCGACCGACUCUCAGGGGAAGUGUCCUCCAUCGUGCUCACUGGUACUAGCAGCUGGACCUUCUACGACGGCGACAACUUCACUGGGAGACACGUGUGCCUGAAGCCCGAUACUCACCACCAUCACGACCUCCUUAAGUCCCUAGACAUCGGCAUCUUCGCUACGAGCUCCGAUUUCCAGAUGCAAGACAACAGUAUCAGGUCGGUGAAGAAGGGGUGUUUCUCUAAUGUGGUGGUGAGGGCCAAUACAGCCGCUCAUACUGUGGAGAGUUCUCAUAAUGGUGCGUGGGGGAUCAUUAAACUCUAGAGGACAUCCCAUAGUUCGACGUUUCUUCAUGUUUUGAGUCGCUUCUGCUUUCAUGAACCUACACAAUUCUGACGCCUUUUUCCUGGAUGAUUCUACGCGUUCUGAUACCUCCAAAUUCUGAUACACUUUCCUGGAUGAUUCUACAAGCUGUGAUACACCUCCCUGGAUGAUUCUACGCGUUCUGACACCUCCAAAUUCUGAUUCACUUCCCUGGAUGAUUCUACAAGCUGUGAUACACCUCCCUGGAUGAUUCUACGCGUUCUGACACCUCCAAAUUUUGAUACACUUUCCUGGAUGAUUCUACAAGCUGUGAUACACCUCCCUGGAUGAUUCUCCAGGUUCUGACAAAUUAAACCUGAUCAUUUUGCAAACUUUGACAUACUCUUACCUUUAGCAAUCCUACAACUAUGAAACCUUUAUCUUGGACGAGGCUAAUUACCCCAGGAGUAAAGAUUGUCUCUUACUAGUUACCCUGAGGUUGCUUCUUAUUCUCUAUGUACUUGAAUAUUCUGUAAAAUGUGCCGUCUCUCCUGGUUUUCCCUCGAUGUAAGUAGUGCUUCUUACUGCAAUCAACCUAUAGCCGUACUUAAGUUACAUCCUGGUGGUUCACUCACUAGAUACGCCUAGGCUUAUGAUCGUGCCGUAGAACACUUGCACUAAUGUGAUCAGAGAAAAUGGGGGGAAACUAAAAUCUGGAAUAAUAUACAGAAGCUUUACUGAUUGCUCGUGCUGGCGCUGUGUUUAUGGUGCGGGAUAUACUCUUAGCACGAGAAGCAUUUCCUUGUUUAUCUUCAUCCUACAAUAAUAAGACAGACACCUUCUUCCCGUAACACCUCAUCCCUCGACUCUAUUUUGGAAUCUGUCUGGUGUGUAAGAUAGAGCGGCUCUUCCUCUUGCCGAAACGGUAGUGUGAAAACUAUUUUUUUUUUAACCAUGCACACAUCAUUCUUGAAUCUGCACAAAAACUCAUUAAAUAAGCAAUGUGUACUAUAA
Molecule: messenger RNA, 1775 nt
Organism: Homarus americanus (American lobster)
Lineage: Eukaryota; Metazoa; Arthropoda; Malacostraca; Decapoda; Nephropidae
Exons: 6
Coding region: 48-782 (244 amino acids)
Source: RefSeq, a predicted model, not a curated record